Molecule: messenger RNA, 4077 nt
Organism: Fundulus heteroclitus (mummichog)
Lineage: Eukaryota; Metazoa; Chordata; Actinopteri; Cyprinodontiformes; Fundulidae
Product: unconventional myosin-XIX
Exons: 24
Coding region: 205-3093 (962 amino acids)
Biological process (GO): actin filament organization; vesicle transport along actin filament
Cellular component (GO): actin cytoskeleton; vesicle; myosin complex
Molecular function (GO): microfilament motor activity; ATP binding; actin filament binding
Source: RefSeq, a predicted model, not a curated record
GGAGUGCAGUCUGGGAGGAGCCGGGCGAGCAGCGGGACAACCAGUAGAAGUCCUUGACGCGUUGCUGACAGUGGUGGAGUUGCUCAAAUAACAAUUUAUAUCUGUAGAAUAGGAACUCGUUUAAAUUAGAAAUAAGGACCAAUCACCCAUAACCAGUUUUUUUCCGACUGAGUUUCAGGACAGAUAUUGAAAGAGGAUCAAUAAAUGAGUUCUUCCACCGACCAGCGCCGUAACGUUGCUGUAAGACCCAGGAAUGGAGGGGCAGCGGCGGUGAAUGGAUUCAUCCAGAACGUCAGCUCUCCUCGCCCAUCGCUAAAUGAUUCCUUGGUGGGGGAUGUUCAGGCCUUCCUUAUUGAUGAGGACCAGCUGCACACUUUUGAUGACCUCACCAAAGUUAACCCAGUGACUCCAGCAACAGUGCUAAAAUGCCUGCAGGCCAGGUACAGUUUGAACGUCUUUUACACCCAUGCUGGCUGCACCUUGGUGGCCCUAAACCCUUUCCAGCCCAUUCCAGACCUCUACUCUGUGGAUGUGAUGAGGGAGUACCACUACGCCACUCAGCCUCAGGAGUUCAAACCCCACAUCUUUAUUGUGGCGGAGGAGGCUUACAGGAAUGUUCGGGGUCAGCUGGAGCCGGUGAACCAGUCGCUGGUUGUUAGCGGUGAGAGCGGAGCUGGAAAGACAUGGACGUCUCGUUGCCUGAUGAAAUACUACGCCACUGUGGCGGCCUCCUCCCCCGCAGUCAGCAGUCAGGACACAGUGGAGAGAAUAGAGAGGAGAGUGUUGGACUCUAAUCCUCUGAUGGAAGCUUUUGGCAACGCUUGCACGCUGCGUAACAAUAACAGCAGUCGCUUCGGAAAGUACAUCCAGCUGCAGUUCGACAGGGAUCAGCUGUUGGUUGGUGCUUCGGUGCAGACGUAUCUGUUGGAGAAGACCCGGGUGGCCUGCCAGCCAGCCAGUGAGAGGAACUUCCACAUCUUCUACCAGAUGAUGAACGGAGCCACAGACGAGCAGAGGAACGACUGGAAGAUGCCACGAAGUCAGUGUUUCACGUGGCUGCCGAACAGUGAAAAACAAAUCGAGGAGGAUAGUUUCCAUGAAACCGUUGAGGCGAUGGUUCACCUUGGGAUUAAUACAGAAAGGCAAAGACAAAUAUUUCGGGUUUUAGCAGGGAUUCUGCAGUUGGGGAACGUGAGUUUCUGCCCUUCAACGAAUGAAUCACAGCCUUGCGACCUGGAUGAACGCUCUGAAGACUUCUCGCAGAGAGCCGCCGAGCUGCUGGGCAUCCCGGCAGAGAAGCUCCGGACGUGUCUGAGAGUGAGGACCCUGCAGGCAGGGAAGCAAAGCGUGCUGAAGCCCUGCUCCCAGGCCGAGUGCGGAGUGAGGCGGGACUGUCUGGCCAAGGUCAUCUACGGCCGAUUAUUUGAGUGGUUGGUGACAUUCAUCAACAGCUGCAUAUGCGCUGACACGUCCAAAUGGUGCAACUUUAUAGGAGUCCUAGACGUGUACGGCUUCGAGUGUUUUCAGAUCAACAACCUGGAGCAGCUGUGCAUCAACUACGCCAAUGAGAAGCUCCAGCAGCACUUUGUGGCCCAUUACCUUAGAGCCCAGCAGGAGGAGUAUGUGUCCGAAGGGUUGGAGUGGUCCUUUGUUAAAUACCAGGACAACCAGAGCUGCCUCGAUCUUUUGGAGGGAAGCCCUAUCAGCGUGUUUUCUCUUCUUAAUGAGGAGAGUCGUCUGAACCGAGCUUCGGACUCGAAAAUGUUGAGGGUCCGUUUAGAGAAGGAGCUGGGUGGUAACGGCAACAUAAGCUGGGACAAGUUCAGCAAGGUGCCGCACUUCACUGUGACCCAUUACGCUGGCAAAGUGGGCUACCAGAUAGAAGGCAUGGUGGAGAAAAACAAGGACCCGGUCCCACCAGAGCUCACUGGCCUGCUGCAGAAAUCUGACAACCUCCUUCUUCAUGAGAUCUUCUCUGGCAAGGAAACUGAGAUCCCCAAUAACAAGGAGCUCAGUAAAGUUACUGUGGUGUCCAAGUUUAAGAACUCCCUGGAGAGCCUGAUGAAGCUCCUCCUCACCACAGCACCUCACUACACUCGCUGCAUCAAGCCCAACUCGGACUGCAGGCCGCUGACCUUUAAGAGGAAAGAGGUCGUUUUGCAGUUGGAGGCCUGUGGCAUCGUGGAGACCAUUCACAUCAGCGCCGCUGGCUUUCCAAUAAGAAUUCCUUUCAAAAGCUUCCUGCAGCGUUAUGGUCUCAUCGCCAAGUGUUCAACAUCAGGCCAUCUGGAUGCCGAUCCGGACCCCAACAGCGCCGGCGUUCUUCAGCCGGAGGUGGAGAAGCUCCUCGGCGCGGUGCUCCCACACCACGUGUCCCGUCAUGAUCACAGGUCCCUGGUGCACUGUGGAAGGACUAAAGUUUUUCUCACCCAGCCAAUGCUAGAUCUGCUGGAGGAUCACAGAAAGAGGAUCCUGUCUAAAUGUGCCUUCACCAUUCAGUGCAGCUGGCGGCGAUACCAGCAGCGCACACGCCUCGCCUGCCGACGGGCUGCCACUUUAAUCCAAGCAGCUGUCCGGUCCUGGCUGGUCAGGAAGCAGAUCCAGAGGUGGAACAGAGCAGCUGCAGUGAUUCAAGACACCUGGAAGAAAUGGAGGGCAUUGUUGAAGGCCUUGGCUGAAGCAGAACUCGACGAUGCCAAGGACCUUGCAGAGGAGGACCUCCCAGCGUUAAACCCUGUUGUCAGACAGCGUGGCUCUGUGCAGCUUUCCAGCUUCCAGGAGCCCGUCCCUGUGUGCGGGUGGCCCAUGGGCCUGGCUCUGGCCUCGGCCCCAUCCAUCACUGUUUCUCUGACGGCCACGGGCUUUCAGAAGAUGAUAUCCAUGAUGACUUCCCUCAAUCUGCCAUCCCGGAGAGGAGAGUAUAAAGUGAAGACCAACCAGUACAAGCAGGGGAUCGCCUCUAUACGGGCUCAGCCCAGGGGAUCUGUCAAGUUGCACUAUCAGCGGUCCCCCCUUCUGUAUGCUGACAUGCAGCCGGACCUGAAGAGCGACGUGACGGGGUUUAACGAAAUCCUGCUAGAGAAGACUUUAUAAGAACCCCCUCUAUGAAGAAUGAUUUCAUGGACACGUUUGCUGAUGUCCCACAAAAAGCUGCUACUUUAUGUUCCUCUGCAUUUCAUUUAGAACACUAAAUCUGGCAUUUAUUGCCAAAAUGCUCAUAUUUGUGCAAUUCUGCUUAAAGUGGUGAUGCAGAAAGAUAAUGCAGUGUUGAAUCAAAAAUCAUCUGCACAUUUGAGAUUAUUUUUCCCACUAAUGAUCAUAUGUGCCAUGUAUAUCAGAAUAUAUAUAAAUCAUGAUUAUAUUGCAGAAUUUCUUGCAAAACUACAUAACAAAUGAUUGCUGUACCUAAGAUGGCCUGAAGAUGGCACAACUUUAGCACCUUAGAGUCAAAAACGCUGCAGGGUUGUUUUCUUACUACUGCCUGCAUGAGAUUUCUGAACUCAUGGGGCCUUAUGGAGUGCCUUUUGGCAAAGCUACUCUCAUCAUGGACCAGCUUUUGACUCAUGUAUUUAUUAAAGGUGAUACUUUCAAUUCCAAAGAAUCAACUUAGGAACAAAACUAUCAGAAAUGUUUCAUAUUUCAGCACAUUAAAAGCGCACAACAGGUGAAUGUGAUUUACCAGGUUUGCUGAUGUUAGGCUUUCAAAAACAUUUGUUGGAUGAACAAGACAUCAACAAAACACCUGAUCAGUCACUAAAUAACCAAAAUAAUCUACCAAAGAUUUUUUUGUACCGAUGCAUGCAUUUGAGAACUUGAUAUUGUAGCCAUUAUGAAAUUUAGUUUUAAUAAAAUAAGUGCAAUAUUUUAACAAACUGGAUCAGUUGUUUUGUGUGUAUGCCCUGUCUUAAUUUGUUUUAAAACCAUGCAAGCAUCAGUCUAGCUUAGAAAAUCCCAAUUUAAAGAAUGUUGAAUUCUGUCAUUGUAAUGCCUGGAUGGAUGAGUCUUAUGUUUUUGUCUGCAAAAUCUUGAUUUGUCUGUACUCUUCAGUUAGUAGCAAGUAUACAACAUUCAGGAACA